AUGGAGCCCGCCGCAGAUGCCUCGCCACAGGCGGAGCGCGAGGCAGCGAGGUGUGUCCAGGAUGCCAAGGCCCACGCCCAGGACAUCGCUUUCUGCAUGAUGCAGAUGGAGGUCACGCAGCCGCAGAUUCUGCGUGCCGUCCCGGCCUUCCGCGUGCUGCAGUAUUUCGGCCGGGUGUUGCGCCAUGGUGGAGAUUUCUAUCACCUGAGCCGGCCCGCCAGCACCAUUGAUGAGUUUUGCUCGCACAGUUGGCACGGCUCGGCCUGGAUGAAGAUCUCGCUCCUGUUGCUGAUGAAAAAUGGGGUGGCCGCCUUUGUGGCUGGGACCCUGUGCGCGCUGGUCAUGAUGUGCCUCUUCUGCCUCGACAUGCUGCCGGGGUACUUCCGGCAGCCUUUUCUAGGAACAGGGGUGGCCUACAAGUACGGGCCGUGGUCGCUGCUGACCGGAGUGCUGGUAUCUUGCCUGUUCCUGCUCUUGUGGCGGCCCAAGCAAUCGAUGUUUCUGGAUCGUAUCUGCAUCAACCAGGUCGAUCAGAUACUGAAAGCCGAGGGUGUUCUCAACAUAGGCGCUAUCCUGAAGCACUCCAACUCCAUGCUUGUCCUGUGGGACACGACAUUUGCUUCCCGUCUCUGGUGCCUCUUCGAAAUCGCGGCCUUCCUAAAAAGCCACGAGGAUGGCCUGGAGCACCUCCUGAUCAAGCCCACCUACCUUGCGCCCAGCACCCUGGUCAUCAGCCUCUGCGUGACCCUCAUGAUGCUCUUCGAGCUCUUGGUUCCCUUUGUGAGCGUCUACGUGGUGGUCCUGAAGCUCUCCCUGCUGGCCCUGAGCUGCGUUACCGCGGCCCGGCUGCUGUUCCUCUACUACGGCUCCGUCCGGGCGCUGAAGGAGCAGCUGAGGGAGUUCCGGAUGCAGGACGCGAAGUGCGUGUGUUGUGACCUGGGCCACCUGGAUGCCUGCCUGGGCUCCGCGGUCAUCUGCGACCGGGAGAUCGUGAGCGAGUGCAUCUGCACAUGGUUUGGGUCCGUGGACGGCUUCGAGAGUGCGGUGAGGUCCAGAGUGUCGAAAGCUCUCGCGGGGCAGCUGGGUCAGUUCCCGUGCCCGUACUCCUGGCUUCUGCGGGCCACAGCCCCUGUCCUAUGGGCGCACAUGGACAUGGUGGCGGCGCGUAUCCACGCAGGCGAUGCUGAAUAUGCCGUUGCCGUGGCGAUCCAAGCGCUGGCAUGGUGGCUGGCGCUCUUCCCAAGUUCCCUCUUCUUGGUGGCCGUCUCCUACAAAUGCUACGAGCGGCCCCGGCGAGGCCCGGCCGACCUCCUCGCUUUCAUUCUAAGCCUUCUUGCGCCGGUGCUGUCCUUGGCUGGUGGAGUAGGCUACAUGUAUGCUUGCCUUCGCUUCAUCGAGAACGCCAUAGUCGGCGCCACGCUCUUUGCAGCGACGAUGCUGAUUCCCACAGUUCUGGCCUGGCGGACUUGGUCCAAGGGGCUCUCCGAAGCGCUCUGA
Molecule: messenger RNA, 1497 nt
Organism: Symbiodinium natans
Lineage: Eukaryota; Dinophyceae; Suessiales; Symbiodiniaceae
Source: the annotation of a GenBank genome assembly